AUGGUUGAAAUGACAUUUGCACUUUAUUCAGAGAAUUUACGUCUGGUUCACGAGACAAUCAACCAAUUUAAAACCAAAAGUACUGUCCGCUUACUUGUCAUAUCAAAACAGCAAUCAAUAGAAAAAAUUCAAUUCAUUUACUCGCUAGGCGAAAAAUGUUUUGGAGAAAAUUAUGUCCAAGAGCUUUUACGAAAAGCUCCUCAGUUACCUUCGGAUAUACAAUGGACUUUUGUCGGUUCAUUGCAAAAAAAUAAAUGUAAAGCAUUGUUGAAAUUAAAAAACCUUCAACGUAUUUCGACGCUUGAUUCUAUAGAGUUAGUUUGCAGAAUUCAAAAUAUUUGUGAAAAGACCAACAGGACAGUAGAAAUUAUGAUCCAAGUAAAAGUUUUUGAUGAAAUGUCAAAGCGGGGUAUAAUGGUCGAUGAUGUCAAACAUCUUACUGAAUAUGUCAUUUAUUCGUGUAAAAAUUUAAUAUUCAAAGGUUUUUUCGUUAUAGCUCCCACUAACGGUACCGAAAAAACUAUAAGUGAAUGUUUUCAAAAGGUGUUAGACUUACGUCAAACAGCUUUGUUACACUGGGAUUCCUUUAAGAAUGCUGCUUGUUUUGAGAUAUCUAUGGGAAAAUUUUCGGCUCACGAUAAUUUUUUUUUGUUCUACAUUCAAAUUGGAAAAACAUACCACAAUGCAAAAAUUUUUGACUUACCCGCAAAAUAAAAUUGGGUUUGUGGUUCGGCAUAUAUUCAAAUCAUGUUUUGUUUCUUCUGCGAUUCGUUAAAAUAUCAGUUUCAUUUAAACUAUUAAAACUUUUUUACGACUUUUGAACUUAAAAAUUUUUCUUUAUUAAAAAAAUAAAGCAAAAUAUUCCAUAUACAUUUAUAUCUUAUCAUUUUAGCAAUCAAUUUUUUUAUUUAUUUAAAAAAAAUUGUAAUAAUCGUUUCAAUUUCGCUUUAUUUCAAUAGACGGUUUAAGAAAGUUUAUUUUAAAAGUUUCGGUGUAAUUUGCAUCAGAAACUUUGAAUGGAUCUACUCUUACAUUGAAGACAUGAGCCUGAGCCAUCCCCUUUUUAUUAGACUAUAGACCAUAAAGACCGUGUCGACCACUGGACAAAUUAAACGGAUGAAGGUCUCACCCAUAAUUUUAAGGACGGGAUUUUCAUUUAAAAGGGUUUCUAGUCAAACGCGUACUUUAAGUUAACUGUAGUCUAAAACCAUGUAAUACUGGUGCAUUGCUUAGGCAACAAAAAAGUACUCAGUUUCGUUCUGUACAUCCUUUAGCGAUUGUUUGUAAAACCAACCUUUGGGCUACGAAAAGAUACGUCAUGUAAUAACAGUUUCCGUGUAUUUGAUAAUUUACUAAAACGCAUUACAAAAAAUUGUGGUCGUUUUUGAUGAUUCACUUUUUUUAUUCCAAACCCUGUUUCAAAUCGUGAACUAUUUUGAUUCAUGCAGCAGAAAAUAACACAA
This is a messenger RNA of Hylaeus volcanicus, 1463 nucleotides long. RefSeq lists its product as uncharacterized. The coding region runs from base 1 to 714 and encodes 237 amino acids. The record is from RefSeq and is a predicted model, not a curated record. Gene Ontology annotation, molecular function: pyridoxal phosphate binding. The transcript has 3 exons. Lineage: Eukaryota; Metazoa; Arthropoda; Insecta; Hymenoptera; Colletidae. Gene Ontology annotation, cellular component: intracellular anatomical structure.